This is a messenger RNA of Sycon ciliatum, 1683 nucleotides long. RefSeq names its product phospholipase B1, membrane-associated-like. Lineage: Eukaryota; Metazoa; Porifera; Calcarea; Leucosolenida; Sycettidae. The coding region runs from base 103 to 1323 and encodes 406 amino acids. The record is from RefSeq and is a predicted model, not a curated record. Gene Ontology annotation, molecular function: glycerophospholipase activity. The transcript has a single exon. Gene Ontology annotation, biological process: phospholipid metabolic process.
ACUACUACUAAUAUUGUACACUAUUCCGUAUAGUAGAAUAUUCGCUAAAGCCAGGAAGAGGAGAUCGACACUUUUGACUGACCCAUAGAACUCUUGCUCGGAAUGUUGGAGGGAUUCCCGUACGCAUUCGCCACUUGUUGUUUAGUGCUGCUGCUGGCAGUGGAGAUACGAUCGCAAAAUGAUCCGGCGGACGUCGUUACUACUAGGCAGCAAGACGUGGACGGCUAUUCCAGCCAAUAUGGGAAUACCGGGAAUCGCGGCAUGAUGAUACCUCCGCCAUUCAAUUGCAAACGCUUGCCAGAACGGAACGAGACAACCAGCAGCGUGCACGCACUGCGGCCACAGGAUGUUCGUGUGGUGAUGGCUAUGGGUGACAGCAUCACGGCGGGUUUCGGGAUGAUGGGCAAACAGGGCACGGUCUUCAAAGAUUUGAUCGAAUACAGAGGACAGUCGUGGAGCAUCGGUGGAGAUGCGCAGGCCUACACGUUGGCCACGAUAAUACGUCACUUCAGUCCGGAUUUGGUGGGCGCAAGUCUUGGCUCGCACCAGGUGGAGGUGUGUUGGGGGUACCUGUGUCCCAGCUUUCAUGAACCUGUCCAGGAUAGGCUCAACUCAGCCCAAACUGGUGCGAUGAUGUACGAUAUGAUACAUACACUCAACAGUCAAGUGGAUUACAUCAUUGGUGAACUGAAGAAGAUGCAGCAGGUGGACAUGCGUAAAGACUGGAAAGUGCUGACCAUAUUUGUAGGUGCCAACGAGAUGUGCCUGCGCUGCGGUGCCACACACGCUCAGCCAACAUCACCGGAUGAUUACGAGCUGUACUUUCGCAAGGCACUCACGCAGCUGCGUGAUGAGGUGCCGCGCUUGUUUGUCAAUGUUGUUCAGAUGUUCAAUGUGUCUCAGGUGUACACGGUGUCGCUGCGCUCAAAGCACUGUGAGAACAUACAUUCAGACUUCUUCGUGGAGUGUAGCUGUGCCUUCUGGAACGGCUCAGCUGCCGACGAAAGGCGCAAAGACAUGGAUGAAGCAGCGGUCGCCUACAAUGAGCGGCUGGAGAAGGUUGUGCGUGACUUUGCCAAGAACCGCAGCGAUGAGUUUGUGGCCGUUCUUCAGCCGGCUUUUAGAGAUGGAACUGCAGAAACCCUCCCACUGGACUUCAUCUCUUCUUUGGACUGCUUUCAUCCUAGUUUACUGGCCCAUCAGACAAUGGCUAAACUCAUGUGGAAUAACAUGCUAACACCAAGCACCAAGAAACGUACAACAUUUGACUUGCAUGAUCCUAUCAUAUGCCCAACCGAGGACACGGUCUUUGCGACAGACUAACGUCAGACUACGCCGUUGAUAUUUCUUCUUAGACAGUCCGUCUUCAGCUAGGGGGGCCUGGCUGCAAUGCACCAUGCGCAAUAUUGAUCAGAUGGCCCCUCGUCGUCACUGGUAACGACCCCCUACACAGGAGCUCCAGCCACGAUGGCCAUCCUGCAACAUUAGUGCCUCUGUUAUUUCUUCUAUCAAACGACAAGUAAUUAUUUCAGUCUUUUAGUCUUUUUCUUGAAUUUGGUCUAGAAAUAAUUGAGUUCAAUUUGUUUUGUGUGUGUGAUGUACAUGAACAUGUAGUUAGGCUGCAUUUACAAAAGAGUUUUCAUCUCCGAGUUUUUACCUGCCAUGAACAGAGAUUGGCUGGAG